Brettanomyces bruxellensis is the source of this 1410-nucleotide messenger RNA. RefSeq lists its product as uncharacterized. Gene Ontology annotation, cellular component: cytoplasm. Bases 1 to 1410 code for a protein of 469 amino acids. Gene Ontology annotation, biological process: biosynthetic process. Lineage: Eukaryota; Fungi; Ascomycota; Pichiomycetes; Pichiales; Pichiaceae. The record is from RefSeq and is a predicted model, not a curated record. The transcript has a single exon.
AUGACUACAACUAAAGCCGUUAUUAUGGUUGGUGGUGGAUCCAGGGGUACCAGGUUUAGACCUUUAUCUCUUGAUAGAGCAAAAAUCCUCUUUCCAAUUGCGGGCAAACCACUUCUAGGCCAUACGGUGGAUGCAAUUCUUGAAAUUGAAUCAAUCAAGGAGAUUAUUUUGAUUGGCUUUUACGAGCCUUCUGUUUUCACCGAGUUCAUUUCUCAAUUUACUGCCCGUAUGAAGUACACAAAGAGAGACUGCACUAUGCGGUAUUUGAAGGAGUUCAAGGCAUUGGGAACUGCCGGUGGCCUUUAUUAUUUCCGAAAUGAAAUCAUGAGCGGAUCUCCAGAGAGCUUUUUUGUCAUACACGGUGAUAUUGUGUGUUCUUUCCCACUGCAGAAGAUGAUCGACUUUUACGAUGAAAAGACAAGGGAAAACGGCUCGAAGAAGCUUGAUGCAGUUCUGAUGGGCGUCCAGGUCCAGAAUUACGACGUGUUUCUUGCCUUAAAUGACCGUGACCAGUCUUCUUUUGGAACAAUUAUCUCCGAUCCAAAGUCCAGAAGGGUGGUUCAUUAUGUUGAAAAGCCAGAAACCAAGAUGUCCGAAACGAUCAAUGGCGGUGUUUACAUGUUUAAUGACAUGCUAUUCAAGCGGUUGUCACGUGCUAAGAUCACAAAGAUUACUGCUGCCUCGACCAAUCCGGAAUAUAUCGACGAAGACGUUAUUUCUAUGGAGGAGGACAUCCUUGAGAACCUUCCAGAGUUUGGCAACACAUUUGUCUACCCCUACACCGGAAUUUUCGCUGCUUUGAAGACCCCAUCCGAUGCCCUUUAUGCAAACCAACUCUACCUUAAUGAGUUACAGAUAAAACAGAAAACAUUGAAGUCAGAGUUGCCUUCGCACCUCUCAGCCAUUCCUUUGGGCCACAAGAGAAGCUCAACAAUCGACCGUGUUACUCUCGAAAAGCCUUCUGCAACAAUCAUUCCCCCGGUUUUUAUUCAUCCUUCCUGCACUAUCGAUAAAGACGCAGGCACCAAAAUCGGACCAUACGUUUCUAUUGGUCCAGGUUGCAAGGUGGAGGCUGGAACGAGAAUCUCGAACUCGAUUAUUCUGCACAAAUGCCACAUUGGGGGCAAUUCGUUGAUUCGAAACAGCAUUAUUUCAUAUGGUUGCAAGGCGGGAAAAUGGACCCGUAUUGAAGGCACAGGUGUUACAAUCAAGAAAACUGCCAAAAAGCACGCUGGACCUCAGAAGCCUGUAGAAUUGGGUGAUUGCCAAAUUAUUGGAAUUAAGGAUUCCGGAAAUAUUUCGAUUCUGGGCUCAGGAACAAAUGUUGAUGAUGAUGCGUACAUUCUCAACAGUUUCAUCUUGCCUAACAAGAACAUCAGGCAUGAUAUCAAGUACGAGAUUAUCAUGUGA